GGGAAGUUACAAACAAAACUUUCUUUCCCUGUCACACAACUCUGUCUGCCUCCAAAACAAAAACUAGUCUCCCUAAAGCUUUCCUAGAAACAAGAAGUUUUACUGGAACUAGAAUAUGGGAAUAACUUUGAUCUUCACAGCUUUGCUAGUCCUGUACUUGAAUGGCUCUAUGGAAGCUGAGAGUUCAGGAAAAAUGGGGUUGCAUCCUGUUCGGCAACAAUAUCAGCAAAUAGAAACAGAUGUAGUUCUGCAUUGUGAUACUUUAUCUGAUAUGGAAUGGAGACUAAAUGGAAAGAAGAUUCAUCAUAACAAAGAGAAUUUAAGUAAGACUCAUCUAACACUGCUGCAGGUGCAUAAGGACCAAGAAGGAAUCUAUACGUGCCAUGACAUUCACAGCAACCAAACCUUAACAGAGAUAGAAUUACAUAUGGGAUUUCCGCCAAUGAACUUGACUAGCCGAUGUUGGGCUACAAGUUAUCCAGAGCAGAUUCAAUGUACAUGGAAUCUCCAUCAUGAUACUCAACUGAAUACCACAUUCAUUACAACUUACAGGUUGGGUUUAUCAGAACCUGACAGUCAGUGUGAGCAAUCUAAACUGCAUCCAAACAGCUGUAUUAUAAGUGACUUUCAGAUGUUCGCAGAGGUUCCAUAUCUUCUUAAUGUCACAGCCAAAAACCCAUUGGGGUCCAUCACGCACCUGUUGCCUUUUAUAGUGGAGGAUAUCAUACGCCCGGAUCCACCUGAGAAUGUAAGGAUUUCUAUAAUUACUGGGGAGAGUAGAAAACUACUCCUGAGAUGGGACCCUCCUCAUUCUUGGCCACUUCCAGAAAUGUUUCCCCUGAAGUACCUGAUUCGUUACAAAAGAGUUGGAGCAAAAUAUUAUAAGACGGGAAGGAAAUCAGCAAAUUUUAGAGACUAUACUCGCAUCCCUUCGAGAUCCCAAAGAAAAGAUGACAAACCAGUUCAUAGAUCAAGAUCUCCCAGAUCACUUUCUCCUAUUCAUCAAGAUCUAAUGGUCCAAUAUUUUUUUAGUUUCAUGCGUUUUGUUUAUUUUCAAUGUCAAAUUGACUUUUUUAAAGGUAUCUAGGUAAAUUAAAUAAUGCUUCUUGAUUUUCCUCUUUUUUUCUAGGUUUUCCAGAUUAUUUUUGAUUUUUGGUGGCAGUUAGCCUAGGUUACUUAGGUAUACGUUUUUUUACCUUCUUCCUUUUGAGCAAAAAAGUCGUUCAACAGGUUAAUGUGACCCUUAUAGGGUGAUUUUGUUUGUUAAAAGUUUUUGGUUUUUUGUUCUUAUUUUUUCUAGUUUUUCUCAUUAUACUUAUGUUUGAUUUAUCCUCUCUACCUGACAAGAUGUUAUACUUAACACAUGUUGUCAUUUUAAAGUAUCAAACUAGGCAAGAUUUAUAUCUCAUAUUCUUUAAUGAGUAAUUUAAAAAUUUUGACUUGGAAUGUUAAUGGGUUAAACUCAUUUGUGAAAAUAAAGAGAAUUUGAUGUGCCCUAAAAAAGCAGAGGGUUGAUAUAGCUCUACUUUAAGAGACUCAUCUUUCUUACCAGGAAUCUAAUAAGCUAAAAAGAGAUUGGGUAGGGUCAAUAGCUUUUUCUCGAGCUUUCAAGAAAAAAAGAGUUGCUAUAUUAUUUCAUAAAAUAUUGAAUGUUAAAAUUAUACACACAGAAAUAGAUGAUAAUGGUCGUUUUGUCCUCACUGAAGUUCUUAUUAAUAACAAAGUUUGGAAUUUUUGCUGCAUUUAUGCCCCCAUAACAAAAUUGGUUUGUAUGUGAUGUUGACUCAAAAAAUUACCUCUUUACCUCAAAAUAGGUUAAUUGUAGGUGGAGAUUUUAAUGAGGUACAUGUUCCUUAUAUGGACGUGUGGCCCGGAACAAAAACUUUCCUUUAAUAAAUCUAUAUUGAUAUCUAAUUUCUUGAAAAAUACUAGAUUAACUGAUAUUUGGAGAGCUUUGCAUCUUACUGAGGUAGAUUUUACUUUUUUUCUCAUCCCCACAAUAUGGGUUCCAGGAUAGAUUUUAUUUUUUCAUCUAUGGACAUUUUAAAUAAGGCUUAUUCAGCUGAUAUAGGGGUAAUUGGUUUAUCGGACCAUGCAUAUGUUUUGGCAGAAUUUAAAAUAAACUCUGCUUUUAAAUCGUA
Xenopus laevis (African clawed frog) is the source of this 2141-nucleotide messenger RNA. RefSeq names its product Epstein-Barr virus induced 3 S homeolog (gene ebi3.S). The record is from RefSeq and is a predicted model, not a curated record. Gene Ontology annotation, molecular function: cytokine receptor activity. Gene Ontology annotation, biological process: cytokine-mediated signaling pathway. The coding region runs from base 116 to 1087 and encodes 323 amino acids. Lineage: Eukaryota; Metazoa; Chordata; Amphibia; Anura; Pipidae. The transcript is spliced from 7 exons. Gene Ontology annotation, cellular component: membrane.